This is a messenger RNA of Dromaius novaehollandiae (emu), 7685 nucleotides long. RefSeq names its product Wnt family member 9B (gene WNT9B). Lineage: Eukaryota; Metazoa; Chordata; Aves; Casuariiformes; Dromaiidae. The record is from RefSeq and is a predicted model, not a curated record. Gene Ontology annotation, molecular function: frizzled binding; cytokine activity. Gene Ontology annotation, cellular component: extracellular region. Gene Ontology annotation, biological process: multicellular organism development; neuron differentiation; cell fate commitment. The coding region runs from base 14 to 1099 and encodes 361 amino acids. The transcript has 4 exons.
CCGCGCCGGCACCAUGCGCUGUUCCGCCGCCGCCCUCUGCCGCCUGCUGCUGCCGCUGCUGCUGCCGCCGCUGCCGCCGCCCGCCGCCGCCUACUUCGGCUUGACUGGGAAAGAAGCUCUGACCCACUUCCCAUCCCUGGGGUCCUCGACAAACUCUGCCCAAGGGAAGGUUCAUGUGAAACAGUGUGAUCUGCUGAAGCUGUCCCGCAAACAGAAGAGGCUUUGCCGGAGAGAGCCCGGCUUGGCAGAGACGUUGCGGGAUGCCAUCCGACUUGGGAUCAUGGAGUGCCAGUAUCAGUUUCGCAGCGAGCGCUGGAACUGCAGCCUGGAAGGACGGACUAGUCUGCUGAAGCGAGGUUUUAAGGAAACUGCUUUCCUCUAUGCAGUGUCCUCUGCAGCUCUCACCCACUCCUUAGCCAGAGCAUGUAGUGCUGGGCGCAUGGAGCGCUGCACCUGUGAUGACUCCCCAGACCUGGAGAACCGCAAGGCUUGGCAGUGGGGUGUUUGUGGAGACAACCUCAAAUACAGCACCAAGUUCCUGAAAAAAUUCUUGGGUCAAAAGAGGAUUGGAAAAGACCUGCGGGCCAAGGUGGACAUCCACAACACCAAUGUUGGCAUCAAGGCUGUGAAGAAUGGUCUCAAAACUACGUGCAAGUGCCAUGGUGUCUCCGGCUCAUGUGCUGUCAGGACGUGUUGGAAGCAGCUUUCACCAUUUCAUGAGGUUGGCCGACUGCUGAAGCUGCGCUACGAUGAUGCUGUCAAGGUCUUCAGCACCAGCAAUGAUGCAGUGGGACACUCAGAGCUGGCUGGCCCCCACAGACACAGCCAUUCCCCCAAGCAUCCUGCUUCACCCCGUUCCACUGACCUGGUGUAUGUGGAAGACUCCCCCAGUUUCUGCCGGCCCAGCAAAUACUCCCUGGGAACUGCUGGGAGGACCUGCUCUCGGGAGGGUAACUGUGACAGCAUGUGCUGUGGACGAGGUUAUAACACCCAGAGCCGGCUAGUUACCUUUUCUUGCCACUGUCAGGUGCAGUGGUGUUGCUAUGUUGAAUGCCAACAGUGCAUGCAGGAAGAGGUGGUCUACAGCUGCAAGCAGUAGCUAGUGGGUCAGGACAAGUCUUAGAGGAAAAGAAAGCAGUAAGGAGAGAAGGACAUGAUUCUCUGCUGUGGGGUAAAGCAAAGGCAAGAACCACAGUGUCCAGCACUCCUAUUAUCUCAGUGUUGAGAUCCCCUGACCUGGCGAGAGCCCCUGUAUGAGGGAUGAAAACCAGAGGUUUUGUCAGGUAAUAGAUCAGGAAGAAGGGAGAGAGAAUGGCGGUAAUGUGGGGACAGCAGAAACACUGAAGCAGUCAAAAUGUCUCUUGAAUUAAACCUUAUACUCUCAUCUGCAGGAAUAUCCCUCUUCCCCAUUCCUCACUUGCACUUAUGUAAAUGUCUUGGGGUGGUAACACUAAACUACUGAGGGCCUGGGCCCUGGUCCUGGGGAGAAGAGGAAAAAAAAGGGACUGGAGAGACAACCAACUGGACUGGAUCCUGAUGUAUCAGGGACAGGCAUGUUCUUGCACCAAGGCAAAAUGACUCUGGCAGUAGGGCAUUUUAAGUGCUGUCCUCUGGGAGAUGAUUGAAUCCUCGCUGCUCUGAACUCAAAGAUACACUAUUGAGUAGCUUCAUUUUGAUGCAUUUGAUGCACAUUUUGCGUCUCAGAAAUAUUGCUUGAAAAACAAAUGGAGCUCUUGUCUUGUCAUCUCCCAGAUCUAAACUUUGGGCGUUAGACUCCAAGUGCAUUCUAAACGUGUUUUAACCUUGCUAUCCACAAGAAAUCUGGAAUUCUCUCAGUUACACUGGGUUGAUCACAGGUAACUCAGCUGAAGUCUGUGAAGUUACCCUUUGCAGUGUACUGCAUCGCAGGGGAGCUAUUUUAUGGUGGUGGAGCCAGGUGAUGCUAAUUAUCCACAUUUUUCCUCCCAAUCAAAAUUUUAAUUGCCUUUUCCCUUAUGUGUACUAGUCAGUGCCCUGGUACCCAAUGUGCAUCGCAUCACACUGUUCUGCCCAGUACUAAUGUUAGAAAACAUUUUUGAAAGGGAUUUAGGAACCACAGUAACUGGGCUGUCUAAAAAAAUUUGCAAGUUGUGAGUGACAAUCUUUGUGCUGGCAAGUUAGAUACAUCUAGACAAUGCAGACAUCUGUCAUGAGAGAAAGGGACCUGAGGGAAAGAGCACAGCCUGCUGCAGAAUUGUGGUCCCCUGACUUUGAGCCAUGUUUCUGUAGUUAACUAUAAGUUGAGCACAGCAGAAACAGCCUGUUCUGUUUCUUUGGCUAGGUCUUAAAGAGCAGUCUUGGGAGUGGCUGUGAGGCAGCCCCUGCUCUGGCCACCAUGUAGACACAGAGGUGUGUGACACAACCUGUCUGGGUGUUGAGAUGUAUUACACUGCUUGGCAGUGUAUUUGCCUGCUCCAGGGCACUUUCUGGUUAAUCCUGCAGCAGCAGUUAGAGGUUCCCUGUUUGUACUGUGAGUCAGCUUUGGUGAGCCCCUGAGAAAACAAAGCUGCUGUAUUUUCUCAGUCUUGGUAAUGGCUAUAAACCAGCAAGUAGAAUGCCGAUGUGUGUGGAUUGGCUAGUGCUAGAAUGGAUAUUUAAAUCCUCAACCUCAGAUCAAAAUUCAUUUGCAAUAUAAUGGAUAAAGACAUGGGUUUAGGUUCUUUGAAUGGACUGUGGCAUGACUGGAAUUAGGCAGUGUUUCAAUGUAAUUGAGUUCUCCUAACAAGCAGUGAGAUCUUGUCUAUGCGCUCCAGCUCUUCUGUGUGGAUGUCCUGAAGUGAGACAGCUACUAUGUACAUUUCCAUACGCUUUUAGCACUUACUUUGCAGUGAUGUUCUCACACUCUUGACCUUGUUGUCCAUUUGCUCUUCACAACUACUUUUGAGGUCUGCUUUGUGAAAGGGUGGCAGAGAACUGGCUCAGGGCAGAGCUAGCUAUUAACUGGCUAUUCAGAAGCCAGUAACACCUUCCCUUUGGCUAUCUACAAGUCUCUUAAUGGGCUUAGUCCUUUUUAUCCCUUGUUCUGGCUUAAGUUGACUUGAACUGAAUUAAAGUGUUUAUGACAGAUAUAUUAGUGCAAAUUGGGUUAAUUGGCCUUACUUUUUUUUACUUCCUAAAUGCUCCAGAAAUUAAUAUUGAGCAGACCAUUAUUUACAUAUUGCUUUUAAUCUUCUCAGAGCUGAAAUCUUCCCACGAGCCUCAGUGUUGAACACAAUGUUAAAGCAUCCCAAAGAAUUAAAAUUGUUAAGAACUGGCAUCAUAGGAGAAAGGACAGAGGAAGUAGCUCUGCUCUGCACUAUUGAUCCCAAGCUGCCUGCCUGACCUCCUGGGUUUUCCAACAUCUGAGAGGGUAUUUGGAGAUCCCAUGCCAUUGCAUGGGACAUUCUCAUGUCAACAGAGAAUGCGGCUUGGUGGGUGAGAGGGGAAGCACAGCUGGAUCUCAUUCUUUGGGAAGGAAGUGAGAGAGACACCUCUAUACCCUUGUCAAAACUGCACUUCUAGGUCUUCCACUGGCUGGUAAUUUCUGGGCCUGCACAGUCCUUUCUGCUUACCCAGAUCCCAUAAUUUGAGGGCAACUAGGGUUCUCCUAGCUGGGUGAAAGUGUUCUUGAUGAGCUCAUUCUUUUUUAUUCCCUCUUUGGGCUAAUUUUGAUAAAGUUAAUUAAGGGAGGCACGUUACUGCUGAUUGGGAAUCAAGCAUUUUGUAGAUCAGACAACAGGUCUUGCAUAAUGUCACUGCAGGCAAGAGCUUGGGACAGAACAUCAAUUUUCAUUUAUUUAGUAAGUUCUGUCUCCAACUUUGCCACAAACUUGUUUGGAGAAGAAAAAUCAUGGUUCUAAUCUCCUAGUAAAGUUACUUGGGUCAGCGUCAUUUGCUGACAGCUGGAUCCCAAUGAGGGGUUAUUGCCACAGGAAAUUCCACUUCAACACAAGAAAACACUUCCUUACUGUGAGGGUGGUUGAACACUGGAACAGAUUGUCCAGAGAGGUUGUGGAGUCUCCAUCCUUGGAGAUAUUCAGAACCCAACUGGACAAGGUCCUGGGCAACCUGUUCUAGCUGACCCUGCUUGAGCCGGGUGAGGUGGACCAGAUGAUCUCCAGAGGUGCCUUCCAAUCCCAGCUAAUCUGUGAGUCUGUGGUUAUGGACCUGCUAUCUCACUUCUUAAAAGAGCAGGCUGUUUAUGUCACACAGGGUGUUAGGUCUUCUCUUAAGAGCUGUGUGCUCAGUGAGACCCAGUGGAGUACCAUUGUGGUUUUCUCUGGCAUUAGGAAGUGUAAGGCUGCAAACUGCUCCUACAGUUGGGAGCAGGUCUAAGGAGUCCUGAUGCACUCCUGCCCUGCAAAGCCAGCUUGGACCUGUUGGAAAGGAUCUACAAGCCAUCCCACGCAUAACUGAACAUCUGCUUUCUCCCCUACCCAGUUACUCCAGUAACAGAGCAGAGGCUGGGGCUUGGCUGAGAUGGCUCUUGGGCUAUGAGCUAAACAGGAGCCUGGCUGGUGUUUGAGGGCUCUUGGGGUACUCUCCAGUUACCUGCAGAGUGUCCUCAUGGCCAAGUGAAGCUUUUUGUCUUGCUCAGACUCACUCUUCUGUACUCUUCUUGUAAAAAGGAGAGGGGAAAACCACACAAGAAGAGGUAGUUGGCAAAUCUUCUCCAAUGACCUUGUCCUGCUCUGCAGUGAGAGUGAAAGGAAAUACAUGCUACUAGUACCUUUCAUUUUCCUGUCAAGAACUUUUCGAAUUUGUAGACUGGUUCUCCCAUCUCAAAGGCAAAUCUGGCUUUCACACAGCUAAAAAUGUUAUUUUAGUAAGGACCUUUAUCUGGCUCCAAAUAUUGCAGUGCUUUGAGCAGGAGGUGCCAUUUCAGAGGCAUGUUAGGUGUUUUGCACAACAGACUCAAAAUCAAGACCAAAAUGAUGGUAAGAUGAUUAUUUAGGCAGAGAGGAAUAUGGUCAGACUAGUAGAACUUGCAACUUUGAUUAUUUGUAUCUUGUGAAGCCAAAACACUGACGUCAGCAAGAACUGAAGGACAGGUUUGUGGCAAGGGUAUCUCAAUGGGCACUAGACACCUGUAUUUAGCCAGCUAGCUCAAGCCUAUUCAGUGUGGAUAUUUUGGACUGAGUUGGUCCUUCAGCUACCCUUCAGGCAAAGAAGACACAUUUAAGGCAGGAUUAGAUACUGCCUUGGAGCACUUGAAACGGAACUUCGUUCUCGUGUGUAUCAUCUGGACAUUCAUGCUUUUGAGGUGGUGUCACCAAGUCCCACAUCCCUCAUGAAAACGCUGGCUCCUGUGAAAUGUGCAAGGAUUACCUCUAGCUGUGGAGGUUUUUAGCACUGAUCUAUGUUACUGUUUGAGCCGUGACCUGUUGUAACUGGCGGUGUCUAUGCAAUACCCUGUUUUUGUCCAGUCUUGCUGCCAGCGACUGUGAGCUGGAACUGCCCUUUGUCUUCAGUGUUGGGCUAGCCCGGUGCCAUGGGGAUCUCAUAAGAACAUUGUAUUACUAAAGUCAAAAAAUAAUGUACAUAAAGUAAAUUGAAAGGUAAAGUUGUGCCUGGAAGUCCUGGCACCACAGAGGAAGUGUUGAAUACAUACAGGACAAAAAGAUACUUCAUAGGAAAAUUUCUGAUAUAGCAAAAGGGACUGUUGCGUUGGCAGCUGUUUGCACUGCAUUGCUCAGCAGCUGCUUGAGGAAGGGUGAACAUGGAGAAGAUCUGUGGAGGGGAAGGUUCCUUGGGGUGAGUUUGGGCUUGGUGGAAUAUGGAGGUUUGGCAUUUUACUGGAGCAAAGUUUGGUUGUUAACUGAGCUGGUAAGCCAAGAAGUCUGGGUAAGGAAGUCUAGUCUCCUCUGGCUUUGCUCUGCAAGAUCAAAUGCAAUUUCAGCUCCUCCCUUUCACAGUUGAAGGCCAAGGCUUUCUGCUCAACCCCUGCCACCCAGAAUAGACAGCUUCUCUCAGCCUGGGAACCAAGACAGUGAAAACUGAUGGAAAAAUAAAUAAUAAAUACCUCUUGAAAAUGUUUCAUGUGAGGGUCAGGAAAAGGACUUGAGCAUGUGUUGAGUUUGAGGCAAUGUUAGUAUCACUCCUUCUGGCAUCCUUGAAUGCUAGAAGUUUUAGAAAUAGUAUUACAGAUAAAGGAGAGAUGGAGCUUGCUUGAGGUGGCAAGAUUGUUUUUGCUUGUUUCUCAUUCAGUUAGCCAAGGCUGUUUUAUUGCCCAGACAUGAAACAAACUGGGCUGACAUUUAGCAAUAUGCUUUACUUCAACUACCAGCACUGGGAACCUUUGUGUGACCAGGAAGCAAAACUUGGGUUUGGUCAGCAUUCCGUAUGCCCAGGCUUGAACUGUAUUUUUUUCAAGAAUCAAAACCAAGCAAAACCAUGUUGAGCAAAGCUCUUCUGCCACCUCCUGGAGAUCCAGGAUGUGAGGACCUGGGCCUCCAUUUGAUCUAUGUGUGAGCUUUCAAUUAUGCUGCACACCUUAUGAUCUACUACAAAUCCAGAGGAUGUGCCAUCUCUUUGGUUAUAGGUGCAAGAAGUAACUGAAGUGACUGGAACGAUGGAAAUUCAAGGGCAUUGUGCACAAGUCUUUGCAUGGAAAAUUUUUGGCAGCAAAAGUGAAAUCCUAGGUCCUGAUUAUAAAACAAUUCUUCCCCAAGUGCAAAUGCCUCAGUGUGGUAACUGACAGUAACAGUCUGAGAGGCACAUGCUUUCCUAUAUAGUCUUUUGAUUGAGGAAGAAUCCUUUUCUCUGUAUCUUAGAUCCAAGUAAACUAAGAACAGUGAUAGCUCUAAUACUUUUAGCUUAAUCCUCGCUAUACACAACGAGGGCUACUGUGCAGACAUAGGACAUGCCCUCUCUCAGUGUGCACUUCCUAUUCCAGUCUAUAGUGCCUCUCCUGUUGUGUUGGGAUGCUGGGUUUGGUGGUACUUUGUCCAACACACUUAUUGCAGGAGGGAAAUAACAUUCAGAAAGGUUUUAAUGAGGAUUACAAAGUUCUGGUGUGGAUGGACCCCACCAGCCCCAAGGGAAGAGCUGCCCUUGCUUGAGAAGAAAUCACGUAUGUGGAGAAUGCCAACAAAUGAUUAGACAGCUGUAAUUUCUUGAGGCUUAACCAGGGAUCCAUGUCUUUCUGUACUGUUGCUGUUAUAGAAGGGCGGUGCAAUGCUGGCAUCAGAAGUGCUUUACUGGAUCAACAGAAAGGGCCAUGCAAACCAGUGGACACUAACAAACAGGGUAAGGUAACAAACCCUACUCAUGCAAUGGCCAUUUGUAUGUACUCAAACAUGGGAUGUAAGACUGGAAGGCAAUUUGAAAGAGUACAAUGGGGUCACUUGAAAAAAACAAAAAAAGGCUGUGCUUUAAGGGAAAAGAAAAACAUUUGUCUACCUCAAGAUGUACAACUUUUGUUACAGGAAGUAUGGAUGUUAUUUAUAUUUCUUAUAUAUCUUCUAGAAAGAAAAUGGUGCUGUGGGUUUUAAAUUGCAUUACAGUCCUGUUUGUACCUUCUAAAUUUUAUGUAAUCUGUAACUGAUUUCCAUUUGAUUAUAACAAGCAUAUUUGUGCAGCUGGCUGUGUUGUCUGGUAUUGCACUAGUGUCUGCUCUGUUUGUGUUCUUGUCAGUCAAUAAACACCAUUUGUUUUCUAAAAAUGCA